Lipotes vexillifer (Yangtze River dolphin) is the source of this 237-nucleotide messenger RNA. It is a transcript of the gene LYRM9, whose product is annotated as LYR motif containing 9. The transcript is spliced from 3 exons. Bases 1 to 237 code for a protein of 78 amino acids. The record is from RefSeq and is a predicted model, not a curated record. NCBI's taxonomy places the organism in Eukaryota, Metazoa, Chordata, Mammalia, Artiodactyla, Lipotidae.
AUGGCCCCGCUACCGGGGGCAGAGCUGGUCCAGAGGCCGCUGCAGCUCUACCGAUACCUGCUGCGCUGUUGCCGGCAGCUGCCAACCAAGGGCAUCCAGGAGCAUUAUAAGCAUACUGUCAGGCAGAGUUUCCGAGUUCAUUCGGAUAAAGACAGCCCUGAGAGGAUCCAGCAGAUUAUUAAAAGAGCCAUUGAAGAUGCUGACUGGAUCCUGAACAAGUAUAAGAAACAAAACUGA